Saprolegnia diclina VS20 is the source of this 492-nucleotide messenger RNA. RefSeq lists its product as hypothetical. The coding region runs from base 1 to 492 and encodes 163 amino acids. NCBI's taxonomy places the organism in Eukaryota, Oomycota, Saprolegniomycetes, Saprolegniales, Saprolegniaceae. The transcript has 2 exons. The record is from RefSeq and is a predicted model, not a curated record.
AUGAAGGAAGCGCAACAUUGGGUCAAGCAACGGCAACGCGAGCUGGGAAUCUCAUUGACCGUCAUCUACCCGCUCAACAACCUUGGUGGCGGCAAGGUCUACGGCUGCAAGACGCCGUCGCACCACCGAUGCGGCAAGUGCAAGUACGAGUUGCGCAUCGUUGCCAAGGUCGUCCGAAAGCAAUGCGUCGGGUUCCGCGUGGAUGAGCGCCAUCGCCACAACGCUGCCUCCUCGGACGAUUCCGACGACGCGCCGAGCGCAAAGAAAAGCCGCACGUCGCAUGCUGAAUCCGUCGACGUCAGCGGCAUUGAGCCCACGCUACGGGACCGUGUCGACGCUCUGGCGAUGACCAAGGCAGGACCCAAGGUCAUUCUCGAGCGCCUUUGCCUCGACUAUGCCCAUGAUCUGUACAUGAUGAGAAACAUGCCGUCGGCAGGACAAGUCAAGAGCCGCGUGGCCAUGCCAUUGACGAUCCCAGCGAGCUCACCUUGA